GACUGCUGUCACACGCGCUCCGAGCUCCGGUUCCGCUCUGCCCUCUCCGGCGCGCACGGGUCCCUGGCACACGCUCGCGCUCUCCGGGCUUGAGUCCCGGCCCUCCUUGGCAGCGACACGUCCCGGUCGCUGAAGCCAGCAAUCCCUCCAGUCCCCAACAGGCAGGUUACAUGGCUCCCGAGGUCACCUGCCCGUGGAGGAACCACUUGUCUCGCUUCCAGAUGAGGACCUGGAUCGAACCGGUGGUGGCCUCGACCCAGGUGGCCUCCUCACUCUACGACGCAGGGCUCCUCCUGGUGGUGAAGGCCUCCUUUGGGGGCGGAGGCGCGGCGAACCACAGCUCGGGCGCAUCGCCAAGGGACACUCAGGAGGACCACCAGCAGACUGCCAUCUCCAACUUCUACAUCGUGUACAACCUGGUGGUGGGCCUGACGCCUCUGCUGUCCGCCUACGGCCUGGGCUGGCUCAGCGACCGCUCGAACCGCAAGAUCUCCAUCUGCGUGUCGCUGCUGGGCUUCCUGCUCUCGCGCCUCGGGCUGCUGCUCAAGGUGCUGCUGGACUGGCCGGUGCAGGUGCUGUACGGGGCGGCGGCGCUCAGUGGGCUGUGCGGCGGCUUCUCGGCCUUCUGGUCCGGGGUCAUGGCGCUGGGCUCCCUGGGUUCCUCCGAGGGCCACCGCUCCUUGCGUCUCAUCCUCAUUGAUCUCAUCUUGGGCUUGGCCGGGUUCUGUGGCAGCAUGGCCUCUGGACAUCUCUUCAAGCAGAUUGCUGGGCACGCAGGGCAGGGGCUGGUGCUGACAGCCUGCAGCGUGAGCUGUGCCAUCUUUGCCCUGCUCUACAGCCUCUUGGUGCUCAAGGUCCCUGAGCCGGUGGCCAAACCCAGCAAGGUGCUCCCCACGGUGGAUACCGUGUCUGGGACAGUGGGCACCUACCGCACCCUGGAUCCGGAUCAGCUGGACAGGCAGAGCGUAGUGGGGCACUCUCCCCCACUGGAGAAAGCAAAGCCCCAAAAAACCAUUAUAGCCCUGCUUUUUGUGGGUGCCAUCAUCUAUGACCUGGCGGUGGUGGGCACUGUGGACGUGAUGCCCCUCUUUGUGCUGAGGGAGCCUCUGAGUUGGAACCAAGUGCAGGUGGGCUAUGGCAUGGCUGCUGGGUACACCAUCUUCAUCACCAGCUUCCUGGGCGUCCUGGUCUUUUCCCGCUGCUUCCGGGACACCACAAUGAUCAUGAUUGGCAUGGUCUCCUUUGCAUCUGGAUCCCUUCUCAUGGCCUUUGUGAAAGAGACAUACAUGUUCUACAUUGCUCGAGCCAUCAUGAUGUUCGCUCUCAUCCCCAUCACCACCAUCCGAUCAGCCAUGUCCAAACUCAUAAAGGGCUCCUCUUACGGAAAGGUGUUCGUCAUACUGCAGCUGUCGCUGGCUCUGACAGGGGUAGUGACAUCCACGGUGUAUAACAAGAUCUAUCAGCUCACCAUGGACAAGUUCGUGGGCACCUGCUUUGCGCUCUCCUCCUUUCUGUCCUUCCUGGCCAUUGUCCCGAUUGGAAUCGUGGCCUACAAACAAGCCUCACAGUUGCAAUAUGCAGACAUCCCAGAGAAAUGAAGGUGGUGACCUGUGGGAGCUGAAAAUGCCAGCAACGGCCAGGUCUCCUUGAAGACCAAGAAAAUGGAGAACUGGUGAUCCAAGCAACCCACCGCCCAAGAAACCCAAGUUCCAGCUGGAGACCUCAGAAUGACCUACUCUAGCUCAGGGUCCCUGGUGGGUGGGGGAAAGCACUUUCUUGGUGGUGGCAGAUGCCCCGAUUAGGCAAGAGGUUGGGUUCUGCAGACAGAAGAGUGGAAACUUUCAGGGCUGAUAGACUGGCUGCACGCACAGCCACCCCAGGUGCCAGAGAGCUUCAGACUCCGGCUGCAGCCAGCCAGCCCCUUCUCUUUCAGGGAUCAUCUCGAGGGCUCCAAGGUAUGGCCACCUGGGUGCUGUGCUUCAAGUCCCUUGGGAGGAUUCAAACCAAUGCAUGCAUUUUCAACAGCCUGAGUGGGAUAGGGAAGGAAUUUUUUUGUAAGAGUUGCCAAUAGUUUUGUAUGACCAACAGAAC
Molecule: messenger RNA, 2091 nt
Organism: Lepus europaeus (European hare)
Lineage: Eukaryota; Metazoa; Chordata; Mammalia; Lagomorpha; Leporidae
Gene: SLC46A2
Product: solute carrier family 46 member 2
Exons: 4
Coding region: 171-1598 (475 amino acids)
Biological process (GO): transmembrane transport
Cellular component (GO): membrane
Molecular function (GO): transmembrane transporter activity
Source: RefSeq, a predicted model, not a curated record